Doryrhamphus excisus (bluestripe pipefish) is the source of this 7613-nucleotide messenger RNA. It is a transcript of the gene plppr4b, whose product is annotated as phospholipid phosphatase related 4b. The record is from RefSeq and is a predicted model, not a curated record. Gene Ontology annotation, cellular component: plasma membrane. Lineage: Eukaryota; Metazoa; Chordata; Actinopteri; Syngnathiformes; Syngnathidae. Gene Ontology annotation, molecular function: phosphatidate phosphatase activity. Gene Ontology annotation, biological process: phospholipid dephosphorylation; axonogenesis; phospholipid metabolic process.
GUUAAUGUGAACAGAGAGAGACCAGUUUUCAAGUAGAUAUGAGUAAAAUAUGAGUAAAAACCACCAAAGGAGAUCGUAAAUGAUUCGGCACAUGAUGAUGGUCUUGUGGUCCCUUCCGGUCUCGUGGUCCCUUCCGGUCUCGUUGUGUUGUGCAGGUCUCCAGCGUUGCCCCCGAGCUCCCGAAGAACGCAGCAUGCAACUCCGACGAUAAACAUGUCAGAGACAUUCACGGUCUCAUAUAAAUGCAAAGCAACGAAAGGCUGUGCGUGGACUGCGCAUGCGCCGGCUGAUGUUCUUGUUGCCGAGCGUCCAUGAUGCCGUGCUGUGCGUCUUCGCCAAGAUGCUAGAAAGGAACCUUGCUAGCGAGCUAAAGGCUGUUGUCAUCACGUAAGCAUGGUUUUGGUCUAGCGUCUCAUCCGAGCAAUCCGGACGUCGACGCCGCGUUCCAGUCCCGAAUCUCCACGUGACGAGGAUCGAAGAUGUCUGCGAGAGAAAGAUCCCUGAUGAGCAAGGACAGCGUCAGCCUGCUGCCUUGCUUCUACUUUGUGGAGCUGCCCAUCCUGGUCUCCUCCAUGGUCAGCUUGUACUUCCUGGAGUGGACGGAUUUGUUUAAACCGGUCAAGUCUGGCUUUCACUGUCACGAUCGCAGCCUGAGCCUACCCUACGUGGACCCCAACCACGAGGUCAUCCCCCUGCUGAUGCUGCUGAGCUUGGCCUUCGCAGGGCCUGCCAUCACGAUCAUGAUCGGAGAAGCCAUCUUGUUUUGUUGUCUUUCGCGACGGAAAAGUGGCGCUGGAGCCGAAGCAAACAUCAACGCGGCCGGCUGCAACUUCAACUCCUUCAUACGAAGAGCUAUACGUUUUGUUGGUGUUCAUGCGUUUGGUCUUUGCGCCACCGCCCUGGUGACGGACGUCCUCCAGCUGAUGACGGGCUACCCGGCGCCGUACUUCCUGACCGUGUGCAAACCCAACUACACCAGUCUGAGCAUGAGCUGUGAACACAACCCUUACAUCAUGGAGGACAUCUGCUCAGGCUCGGAUUCUGCUGCCAUCAGUCGGGGCAGGAAGUCCUUCCCAUCCCAGCACGCCACUCUGGCAUCAUUUGCUGCUGUCUAUGUUUCCAUGUACUUCAACAGCACUCUGACCGACUCUUCCAAGCUGCUCAAGCCUCUCCUGGUCUUCUCCUUCAUCAUCUGCGCCAUCAUCUGCGGUCUGACCCGCAUCAUUCAGUACAAGAACCAUGCCAUGGAUGUCUACCUGGGCUUCCUCAUUGGUGGAGCCAUUGCUCUCUACCUGGGAAUGUACGCAGUGGGAAACUUCCUCCCCAGCGAGGAGUCCAGCAGCUUUUCCCCCUCCCAGCCCCGCUGCCCCUCCUGUUCCUUUCCCCACGUCAGCCAAGAGGCCGUCCUUCAUCACCUCCAGAUGAAAGCCAGCCUUUCCGGGGAGGCGAGAAUCAGCAGCUCUCAAUCUGAAGGUCUUCUCCAUCGAGCUCUUCCCCAGCAGAACGCAGAGGAGAGCCUGAAAUGCCCCAACAGGGAUGCAGACGGGAUGCCCUCCCACAGCCCCCGGAGCAAGGACACGGUGGCCACCUUUAGCCACACCCUUCCUCGUGUCCACACACCGCAGGCCAUCGCAGCAUACGAGGAAGCGGCAAGACGCCACGCCGCCACCCUCAACCACGCCUCCAUGGACUCCAGUCGUUCCAAGCAGCUUCUGUCACAGUGGAAAAGUAAGAACAGCCACAAAUCCACCCUGCAGGUGCCGGACUGUUUCCCACCGUCAGGAGACUCGUCUGGUCCGUCCACUCAGCAUCCUCAUUACCAUGGCGGCAUGGAGGUCCGGUCCAGCUCCGAGCCGUCAGCCGUGAGCCUGGAUGGCGGCUUUGAAGCGCAUGCGUUCCUGUCCAAGCUGGCCACGGGCGCCAGCAGCACUUUACCCAGCAACUGCAGCGGCAUCACCGGAGGAGCUCGGAUGCUGAUGCAGCCUCGACCCGGGUCUUCGCAACUGGUCCACAUCCCUGAAGAAUCGCAUGAGAAUUACCAUAGUACCUCCGCCAGGGCCGUGGCGGGGGGCGGCGAGGGCGCUUCUGCCGGCGAAAGCGCGGCUCAGGCGAGCUGGCAAAGGGCCGCCGAGAAGACGAGCCAACCUCGGAUCGUUCAGGUGAUUGCUAUGUCCAAGCAGCAGGGUCUCCUUCAGACUCAUUCCAGGAGCCUGGACGAGAGCAGCACGGUGGGAAACUCGCAGGCCUCCGCUCACUACAGGGCUCUCACGGACAAGGAACCCGGUAGCACCGCGGGCCCCGGCUCGCUGGCCAGCACCACAGGAAGUAUUUCAGGGAGCACUGGAGCAAUCGUACGAAUAGAGGCGCACCCUGAAAAGCACAAACCGGUCAUCCAAGCUCCGUCCACCGAUGGGAGUGGAUCAUGGAGGUGGCGCUCUCUGGAUCACGGCAAUGGCGCUGCUGCUGUCGGGCCUGCCGGUCCAGGAGGUGGAGGUCUUAGGCAGUCCUUUGACCUGAAUGAUCUCAAUAGAGACUCCGAAAGCUUGGACUCUCUCCGAGAAGGGUCAGUUGACAGGAAGCAUGCCAAUCACGUGACCACCACGGCUGGCGCGGCUAGCGCACCGCCCGUGGUUACGGUCCAAAGCAGCCAAGCUAGCAUGGCAGAGCAGAAGCACCACAAUCAGAGCCUGUCCACCAUCAGGGUUACUCCAGGAGACGGUGGAAGCGGCGGCGAUGCGGCUUCAGAAAUACUCUCAACCACCUCGAGUCGCGAGUCCACGCUACGCAGGAAGGGCCACAAUGUCGUCCUGGUUCCAGAGAGAGGAAGCAGCCCAGAUAUCACUCGGAAUGUUUUCUACAAGGGAACGCCCAUGCCCAACAAAGACUAACGCACGGAAACGGGCAGUCAACAUUUCCUUUCUUUUCAUCAAACUCUUCUUUGGUGCAUUUGGUCAGGUGGCUUGGGGGCUGGGAGGGCUGGGAGGGCUGGGGGGCCAACCCGCCCGACCAAGACUGUCUACAUCAGCUGCAGCUCCUCCGUAUGGGAAAAAAAAAUCAGUCACAUUGGCCUGAACCCUGGCCCCGAAUCAUGUUUAUAGAAGUACAUUGUAGCUGAUGAAACCUGGUAAAGAAACCUGGUGAUGAAACCUGGUGAUGAAACCUGGUGAUGAAACCUGGUGAUGAAACCUGGUGAUGAAACCUGGUGAUGAAACCUGGUGAUGAAACCUGGUAAAGAAACCUGGUAAAGAAACCUGGUGAUGAAAGCUGGUGAUGAAACCUGGUGAUGAAACCUGGUGAUGAAACCUGGUGAUGAAACCUGGUGAUGAAACCUGGUGAUGAAACCUGGUAAAGAAACCUGGUAAAGAAACCUGGUGAUGAAAGCUGGUAAAGAAACCUGGUCAAGAAAGCAGGUAAAUGAAACGAGGUGAUGAAACCUGGUAAAGAAAGCAGGUGAUGAAGCCUGGUAAAGAAACCUGGUGAUGAAACCUGGUAAAGAAACCUGGUGAUGAAAGCUGGUAAAGAAAGCAGGUGAUGAAACCUGGUAAAGAAACCUGGUCAAGAAACCUGGUCAAGAAACCUGGUCAAGAAACCUGGUGAUGAAACCUGGUGAUGAAACCUGGUCAAGAAACCUGGUAAAGAAAGCAGGUAAAUGAAACGAGGUGAUGAAAGCUGGGACUUCAGGCUUGGUCUUGCGACAGCGUCGUUGCUCGCACGGCCCCCUUCUGACGCUGGUCUGGGGGCCGCGUGUGUGACCUGCACUUCUCCACCAAAACACCAGGGGAAGUGUUUUCCUUGGCGUUAGCCAUCACUGCUGUGGUUGACUAGCUGUUUAGCUUCCUGUGUAGUAGCGGUAAAGAUAGCAACGUGUAAAGCGGCGCCACAUGGACGUUUGAGCUGAACCACUCACAUUGAUUGAUUGAUUGAUUGAUUGAUUGAUAUUUAUUGAUGCUCCACUGAAGCAGAGGUGAAGGGGGGCCGGGUGGCCGCCUGGGGGAGUCCAGGCAGACGCCUGCUUGGUUGCGUGGGUGUGAUGUACAAAAGAAGAGCUGACCAAUCACGGCUCUGUGAGCUGCACAUCAAGCUCCCUGGGGGCCGGAGGGGGAGGAGCCAGUCGGUGUCAAUGAGACAUCAGCGUGGCGGAGUUGGGGGCGGGCUUUGUGCUGACCCCAACAUCAAGUAGUUCCUUAUCGGCCAACGUGGUGCUCUUUCACUCCAGCCACUAACCUCCGUUUACAUUCCUGCACAUGGCCGUGACUAAUCAGAGGGAAGAGCCAAGUCACAUGAUCAGUGCGUGUGCGUGGCUGAAGGCCUCUCAUUGCCGGGCGGGGCUGUUGAAUGACCUCCUUGGUGUGGAAUGAGACAAUCUUUGGGGGAGAGAAGCAGGCGGUAGCUCUGUGACGUUCCGGUCGACCGCUUUGAGAUGCAGAUGACCAUGCGUCCCAAGAAGCUUCUGUCUGAUGUUCAGGCUUGCUCGGCCAGAGAGGUCAGAGGUCAUGGCGCUCCUCACUGCUCUGCACAGCUUCUUGGGAUUUAGCUUUUGGGCCCGAGCAGCGAUGAGAGGUCUUCAGCUUGCUUUGAUUUCCUGGGAAUAUUUUCCCAGGAAAAGCCAGCCAGAUGAUACUGUACAUAUUAGCAUCAGAACAUGUAGCAUGACGUUUUGGAACUAAAGCACAAGCGUUCAAGCGUUGACUCAAACAAUCACUGUGUACUUUUGUAGCCACUUCUAUGCUAACUGCGACUUUUCAAAGGACUUUUCUAUAUUGUAGCGAAGGCACACUCGUGCACACCCCUGCACACCCGUGCACACUCGUGUCCGUCCACGCUUCCCCUUCACUGAAAUAUCCACAGCACGUUGUUCCCAAGGGUGCUAUAUUUAGCUUAGAAAAGACAAAUGCCGUCUAUCUUCUCGUUUUCGUGGUUCCUUUUGUUGGAAUUUGAUGCUGGAAUAUUUGACCGCUCAAUAAGCCGCCAUGGGGCCAAAGGUGGCAGGUUGAACACUGGCAUCUCCAUGGCCAGGACGUACAGGAGCUUCCAUCCAUUCCUCAUUGAUCCCUCUUGACGUUGUUUUCUGCAUGCCGCAUUCCAGUGAUUCCGGUAUUGGGUUGUCUGGAGCAGAUGCAAGGGAUGUGCUGGAUGAGUUCCUGUGGGACAAACCAGGUAUUGACAAUACUGACAAAGAAAGCCAGGAUGGCAAAAUAUGAGCCAUCAGAGAAGUACCACUCCUGUGCUUGUCAUCCCCAAAUGUGCUUACAUUGCAUAUCCCGUACUGCACUAUGUUUACGAAACAUUCCUAAGAUGGAUUCCUCCCGCACAUCCGGCACAUCCUGUCUUGCUUGUGUUGGUCAGCGUUGGCAAAGCCUGCCUACUGUACGUACUGUAUAUUCUCUUCAGGACUUCCAGCGUGAAGAGGAGGUCUUGCUACCGACCCUUGUCAAUCCUCUAUGCUCCUAUCCUGGCAUGCCGCUGCAGGAUGGACGGGAAAGCAGCGCCAUGUCAGCCACUCUUUAGACCACUUCCUGUUCUCUUUUACAUUUCACCUUGCUUUGCUCGUUUGACUUUUUCCCCACGCAGACUCGCAUGCCACUGACUGUGAUGGACGGUAUUUCAUUUGGCCGUAGGCUGCUCGACCUACACAACCACCCAAAAGCAUCACAUCCACGGGAGCAGAACACACUUUACUGUAAAGCCCUCAUGAAAACCUCUCGCUACAUCGUCAUGAUAGCAUGAUGGGCCAGGCCCUUGCCUACGACCGUCUAACAUGGAAUACACUACGACCCCCCGGGGUUAAGGGAUUCCUCAUUCCUACCUAUCUACCUAUGUACUAUCUACUAUCAAAUAGUAGAUAGUACUUUCAUCAUGUACCUCCAAGGCAUUACUAUUUACCACUACCGGAUGGUGUACUAUCUACUAUCAAAUAGUAGAUAGUACUUUCAUCAUGUACCUCCAAGGCAUUACUAUUUACCACUACCUGAUGGUGUACUAUCUACUAUCAAAUAGUAGAUAGUACUUUCAUCAUGUACCUCCAAGGCAUUACUAUUUACCACUACCGGAUGGUGUACUAUCUACUAUCAGAUAGUAGAUAGUACUUUCAUCAUGUACCUCCAAGGCAUUACUAUUUACCACUACCUGAUGGUGUACUAUCUACUAUCAAAUAGUAGAUAGUACUUUCAUCAUGUACCUCCAAGGCAUUACUAUUUACCACUACCUGAUGGUGUACUAUCUACUAUCAAAUAGUAGAUAGUACUUUCAUCAUGUACCUCCAAGGCAUUACUAUUUACCACUACCGGAUGGUGUACUAUCUACUAUCAGAUAGUAGACCUCCAAGGCAUUACUAUUUACCACUACCAGAUGUACUAUCUACUAUCAGAUAGUAGAUAGUACUUUCAUGAUGUACUAUUCACCUGUAGCCACUCACUGGAUCCAAGUGUAAUAUCCACUUUGACAUGAUGGACAAUAUCGCAUGGGAGGGGAAUUGGUAGGAGCUAAACCAUAAGGCUGGGAUGGACAUUGGAUGAAACAUUUGCUACGUGAUAUCGAAGCAGUUGGAAGACAUUUCUGACAUUUUCUAUGCAACCGCGCUUGGAUGACCGUCAACUGCAAUGCCGACAAAUGACCCGUAGGUGGAGCUUCUGAUGUACAUUACUGUAAUAUCCAUCCAUCAAUUUUGUGUGCUGCUUAUCCCCACGAGGGGAUGUUUUCAAAUCCUGUAGGAAAAAAAGGAUAUUCUCGAAAGAGAGAAAAAGUGUGAAAAAUACGUAAAUUAUGUAUAGAACUAUAGAAAACAAACUUGAUUCUUGGUUCGUUAAUAUAAAAUUCUCUGUCACUUCAUCAGUAAUAAAUUAAUAUUUUUAUCUUGACCUCCCAAAGUUUUCCCAUCGCACGUUGGAUUUGAACAACUUUUUAGAAGGAGCACAACUGAACCACGAACAGAUGAUGCUGGGUUCAUUCCAUGGCUCGCGUCAUCAUGACGAUGUAGUUGGUAAACAGUACCCUCUUCUGGUGAAGAUGCGUAAUAGCAAGUCAUUUGCCCUUUCGGUGUUAGAGGUCCACAUCAGGACACGCCGCUGCUCAACCAGAUGAGAAAACUCCACAGCGACGUCAUGGAAGGUCGCUAGAUUUGUCACUGGCCACCUUUGAGAAAAUAUGUCGCCAGAUCUAGCGACAAAUCUUUAAGUUGGCAACACUGAUCGAGACGGCCAAUGUUCGCUUCCUGUUCCGGGCGGGCAAUAUAAAAAAUACAUGUAGUGCACUGGUUCCACCCUACAUGAUACCUACAACACCUGUACCAUGAAUAAUAAAUAUGAAAUAAAAACACUCAACAUCUUCAUGUCGUCUGAUCCACCGCGCCUGCAGCACCCAGAGGCGCUGCUCAACAGCGCAAGGUUGCCCUCUACCGGUGGGUUUAGGCAAGUACUAGUUUCUUUGGCGCUUCUUCUGCAUCCAGUUGGCCAAUAAGGUUCGUUUGAUUCACUUGUUUUCCUUGUCUUAUAUGACUUGGCAUGUUUUAUGUUUAUAUUUGUUGUGAUGUAUCGACCCACUAUUCAUUGCAUUCCAGUUGCCAAGUGUAUUUAUAGGCCUGUCGUGUUUUUAUGAUUGCUAUAGAAUAAAGGCAA